AUGGUCAGCCAAGAUGCCAACCCGUGGACGCCAGUCUGCGUAGCAUCGACAGAGCCUCAACUUGAGAAAGAGCUAUCCCCAGGCUCUUCCCCACGAUUUUCCCGGGGUUCAUCUAUUUCGAUAAAAAGUGAGCAUGACGAAGACAAUAAGCUACCUAGCUUGUGUCCUUCCCGCAACUUUUUCAAAAGCGCAGAAUGGACGCCGGAUGGCACCACAUUGUUGACAGACUCAGCAGACCACUGUAUCAGAACAUACGUCCUACCACCAGACCUAUUAGAAACAAAACAACUUCAUAGCCUAUCACCUUACUCAACCCUCCCUUCAGCAGAACCAACCUACUCCACAGCUAUCUACCCAUUCUACAACCUAUCAGACCCCUCAACAACCCUAUACCUAUCCUCAGUCCGCGACCAUCCAAUCCGCCUCUCAUCAGCCCUAGCACCAACAAACAUGGCAAGCUACUCAUUGAUAAACCCAAUGACAGAAGCAUACAUAACCCCCCACUCAAUGAUCUACCCAUCAACCCUAGGCGGAACCCAAUUUCUCACAGGCUCAGACAGUCUAAUAUCCCUCUUCGACAUAUCAAGACCAGGAAACCAAGGCCCCAUCACAUCAAUCCCAACAAUACCCAGCAAACGCAAGCAAAUCGUCGGUGGCGGCGUCGGUAUGAAGGGCAUUGUUUCAGCGUUGGCGCUUAAUCCCAGUGGAGAUGGUGUCCUCGCUGCGGGUACUUUUACCAGAAAUAUCGGGCUUUACAGCUCGAAUGGCUCUGGUGAAUCGCUGGGGACAUUCAGUAUCGCGAAAACAGAUGCGAAUCGUGAUAUUGGUGGGAGAGGUAUUACGCAACUUGUUUGGAGUCCUUGUGGUCGGUAUUUGUAUAUCGCUGAGCGCAAGAGUGAUGGUGUGCUUGUUUAUGAUAUUCGGGUUCUGGGUCAGAUGCUUGGUCAUCUGCGUGGCCGUAAGGCACUCACGAACCAGCGCUUGAAGAUUGACGUUGUUCCUUCUGGUCCUGAUGGUUCUCAUGAGGUCUGGGCAGGGGGAACGGAUGGGCUUAUGAGGGUUUGGAGGGAUCCUAUCUUCUCGGCUGGGGGGAAGGAUCCUGAUUGGGAGUUUAGGGUUCAUGAUGAUGCUGUGACCAGUGCUGUUCUUCACCCUAUGGGUAGUGUUGUUGCCACUUGUUCUGGGCAACGGCAUUAUGAUCAGGAUGAUUCGUCUGAUGAUUCGUCCGAAGGUGAAGAUAGUCUGGUUACGGAAGCUCGGAGGGUUGACAAUAGCCUCAAGAUUUGGUCCAUGCCGUUCUUAAACCCGGAUUCUGAGAUUCAUCAUGAAUUGGACAAUAGGGAGUAUCCCGAGGAGCGAGAACCUAGUUAUCAAGACGAGAGCCAUGAGGCCUAG
Molecule: messenger RNA, 1395 nt
Organism: Penicillium antarcticum
Lineage: Eukaryota; Fungi; Ascomycota; Eurotiomycetes; Eurotiales; Aspergillaceae
Exons: 4
Coding region: 1-1395 (464 amino acids)
Molecular function (GO): protein binding
Source: RefSeq, a predicted model, not a curated record